AAUUUUGAGAUUUUCUUGCUCUUCUCUCUGUAUAAUUCCGUUUCUUUGAUCCAUUUUAAUGAUGUUUAUGUAAGGAAUAGUGAAAGACUAUUCUCAAGUGAUGGGGUGUUUGAUUUUUCUUUUUUAAUUUUUUUUUGUGGUGUAUUUUUUUCUAGAUUUUUAAGAUUUUGGUAUCUGCAGGAUUUCAUUUUGGUCCAUUUUGAUGAUGUUUAGUGAAAGAUUGUAUUUUUAAGUGAUGGGGUGUUUGGUUAAGUGAUGGGGUGUUUGGUUUUUUGUUGUUUUGUUUUUGCCAGAGUUGUAAGAUUUUGUUCUUGGAAAAUGCAGGAAGGUGUUUUAAAGAAGGAUCAGUUUUGAAAUGGUAGGUGGUAUUGAAGAACCAUUUAGGCUUAGUUUUUAGGUUUCUUCGGGUUCAAAAGCUAAUGUACUUAAUCAACAUAAAAGCACUGAAGAACAACCAAUAGCAAGAAAGGUUGUCGCUUCUCGUGCUUCCUGUACAGAGAAAGUUAGCCAUAGAUUAUAUCAAAAUGUAAACAGGUAUAUAUCGUGGAGAAAUUUUGAGCUUUAACUCCAUAUUGUGUUCAUAAACAUAUAUCUUAGACAUAUUUUUGUUGUACAGGGAUAAGGAGAGUGUAAAUUCAUGUAAACCAGGUGUGAAACAGAAUGGAUCUAGUUUCUGUUUCAAAACUGAAGAGCGGGCCCAGAAAAGGAAAGAGGCAAGGAUCAAUUUCUUGUGUCUUAUAAAACGUCGUAUAAAACCUAAAAGAAGUUUUUGAUAUUGAUUUCAGUUCUUUAUGAAGAUUGAGGAGAAAGUGCAUGCCAAAGAGGAAGAAACACGUCAGCUCCAAGCAAGAACCCAGGAAAAGAAAGAAGCAGAGAUCAAAUAGCUAUGGAGAAAUCUCAAUUUCAAAGCAAAUCCCAUGCCCGCCUUCUACCGUGAACCUGACCACCGCUCAGAAAAAAUCAAGGUUUCUUCGAGUUCAAAAGCUAAUGUACUUAAUCAACAUAAAAGUUCUUUAUGAAGCUAGAGGAGAAAGUGCAUACCAAAGAGGAAGAAACACGUCAGCUCCAAGCGAGAAAACAGGAAAAGAAAGAAUCAGAGAUCAAACAGCUACGGAGAAAUCUCAAUUUCAAAGCAACUCCCAUGCCUGCCUUUUACCGUGAACAUGGCCGCCGCUCAGAAAAAAACAAGGAUGGACAGAGCUGGGAGGAGG
Capsicum annuum is the source of this 1211-nucleotide messenger RNA. RefSeq lists its product as uncharacterized. The coding region runs from base 814 to 1161 and encodes 115 amino acids. The record is from RefSeq and is a predicted model, not a curated record. Lineage: Eukaryota; Viridiplantae; Streptophyta; Magnoliopsida; Solanales; Solanaceae. The transcript has 7 exons.